AUGUCCAUGUCUUUGUCCUUAUCCUCUUCCAGGUUGUCCGGCUUCUCCGGGGGACUGGGCGGGGCCGGAGGCGGCUCUGGCGGCAGGCUGGGUCUGGGGUUUGGGGGAGGCGCCGGAGCCGGCCUGGGCUUUGGGUUCGGUUUGGGUCUUGGCGGAGGAACCGCAGCGGGGCUCGCGUUGGGAUCGGGCUCGGGUCUGGGUGCUCUAGCUGCCAGCCCAGCGUUCGCCAUGGGCCGGACCAUCGCCGCGGGGGGGCUGAGCGCAGGGUCGGCUCUCGCUGCUGCUGGAGGCCCGAGACCUGCUGUGGUGCCCAUCCUGUCCCGCCAGGCUGAGAAGACCACGCUGUCCAGCCUGAAUGACCGCUUCUCCACCUACAUGGCCAAAGUCCGGACUCUGCAGCAGGAGAAUGCCGCGCUGGAGGCCAAGCUGUCUCAGCUGACCGGAGGGGCAGACACGUCCCCCGAGGCAUCCAGCACCAACAUAGGGGAGUACGAGGCCCAGCUGAGCGAGUACCGCAGCACUCUGCAGACACUGACCCUGGACACCAUCAAGCUGGAGAUCGAGCUGGAUAACGUCCGGGGCACUGCCCACGAGCUCAAGGCCAAGUUCGACUUUGAGCAAGGCGUCAAGUUCCAGCUUGAGUCUGAUAAUGCUGCUAUGAAAAAGGACAUUGAAGCAGCAUCUGACCUCCGAAUCGAUUUAGAUGCAAAGUUCUCUAGCCUCAGGAGUGAAUUAGCGUUUGUCACCAAGACCCAGGAAGAGGAACUGUCUGCUCUGCAGUCCAAACUGGGCACCACCACCAUGGACACCUCUGUCUCCAUGAUCGAAGUGGACACUGGCAAAUCCUUCGAUAUCUCCACUGCGCUCCACAAGAUGCGCGUGGAGUAUGAGAAGUCUGUGCAGCAGAAUCGAGAGGAGGCGGAAGCCUACUACAAACUUAAGAUGGAUGAGAUACACACUGCUAAUGCUAAGAGCACAGAGGCCGUGGCUCAAACCAAAGCUGAAAUCACAGCAGCCAGGAAGGAACUGCAGGCACUGGGCAUAGAGCUUCAGGGGCUCAUCACCCAGAACAUGACCCUGGAGCAAGCUUUGACUGAGGCCAGCACCCUGGCGAGCGUGGGCGUGGCAGAGUACCAGGCCCAGAUCACCAGGCUGACUUCGGCCAUCGAGGCUGCCAAAGCUGAUCUUCACAAACAGAUCCUAGCCUACCAAGAACUGCUGGAUGUGAAACUUGCCCUGGAUGUAGAGAUUGCCACCUACAAGAAGCUCCUGGAAGGAGACGACUUCAAACUGCCAGAAUUCACAGAGACGUCCUACACUUUCUCAGGGAGUGCCCUGCCCCAAACCAGCACCCCUCAGGAUUCACCCCAUGCCUCUGUCCCCAUGGAAACACACAUUAGAUGGAUCUGUGGCAGAGGAGGAAUACAGAUCAAGGAGAUCAUCACAGAAACUUCAGUCAUUAGUGACGGAGACGACACCGAGUCCUCCUGA
Molecule: messenger RNA, 1491 nt
Organism: Electrophorus electricus (electric eel)
Lineage: Eukaryota; Metazoa; Chordata; Actinopteri; Gymnotiformes; Gymnotidae
Source: RefSeq, a predicted model, not a curated record